CAUCCCUUCUCUCUCGCUCGAGAUUUCUUCGGAAACCCUAGCUCUGAUUCUCUGACCUAGCAUCACUUGUCUGUGGACUCCUCUUCUACUCGUAGUAGCUUUUUCUUCUUUCGCAAGUUUCCAUUGUUGCUGUAACUUCAUCACAAUGCCGGUUAAACGAUCUCGCAUUGCAAGAUCUUCGAGCUUGGGAGAGACCGGUUUGUUCAGCCAAGUGAGGCCGAUUGAUGCUCCGACAGCUAUUUGGGAAAACAAUCCAGCUCCGUCUGCCGUUAAAAGACCGGUUCAGAAGUUCUCGAAGCCGUCAUAUGUGAAACCAGAGAAAUCUUGCCAAAAGAUUCUGACGAUUGCAUCGCCUGUUCGGGAGUCGAGCUCGGAGGAUCCUGAAUCUUGCGUUGAUGCCAAGGUUGGCAGGUUUCUUGAGGCAUGCUAUCUCUGCAAGAAGAAGAUUGGCGAGAGAGAUGAAGUUUUCAUGUACAGUUACUUGCGUGCAUUUUGCAGCUGCCAAUGUCGAGAUCAACAAAUUGCUUUAGACAAAGGAAUAGAGAAAUCUGCUGGAGAUUCAACAGAAAAUGCAGUUUUGAGACAUUGGGAGCAGAACUUGAAGGGCUGUUAUGGUGGUCAAAAGCCUCAAAUUGAGAAGGAUAUGGUUUCUUAGUUGCAUAUUCAACAGAAAGUUUUAUCUACUAGAUGGAACAGUGCACAGCUGUCAGGUUUUCAUGGAAGAAGCAUUGUUCACUUCUAUUUCUCAACCCCGACAUGUAAAUUGGUCUUGUACAAAUCAACUUGCUGUUUAGAAUUGGACAUUCCCAUUAUAAUCUGAUAUUUCUACUUAAUAGUGUUGAAGCUGUGCA
Telopea speciosissima is the source of this 851-nucleotide messenger RNA. RefSeq names its product FCS-Like Zinc finger 1-like. Bases 146 to 655 code for a protein of 169 amino acids. The transcript is spliced from 2 exons. Lineage: Eukaryota; Viridiplantae; Streptophyta; Magnoliopsida; Proteales; Proteaceae. The record is from RefSeq and is a predicted model, not a curated record.